Molecule: messenger RNA, 810 nt
Organism: Penicillium angulare
Lineage: Eukaryota; Fungi; Ascomycota; Eurotiomycetes; Eurotiales; Aspergillaceae
Product: RTA1 domain-containing protein
Exons: 2
Coding region: 1-810 (269 amino acids)
Cellular component (GO): membrane
Source: RefSeq, a predicted model, not a curated record
AUGACCAAACUAGAGCCGUUAGCGGGUGGCUAUUACGUGUGGCAUUAUGUCCCCUCUAUAGCCGCAGCGGUCAUCUUCAUCAUACUUUUCGGUGCGGUCACCGCAUAUCAUUUCUGGAAGCUCUUCAAGACAAAAGUUCGCUUCACCCUUCCUUUCGCCAUUGGGGGUCUAUUCGAAAUCAUCGGAUAUGCCGCCCGGGUGGCCGCCAGUAACAACACCGGAAAACUGAUGCCAUACAUCAUUCAAAGCGUCUUCGUCCUCCUCGCACCCACGCUCUUUGCAGCGGCCGUUUAUAUGGUUCUUGCUCGCAUCAUUCGCGCUGUCAAUGGGGAGGAAUAUUCGCCUAUUCGCAUCCAGUUGAUUACGAAGAUAUUCGUUUCCUGCGACAUCCUGACCUUUUUCAUUCAAGGCGGAGGUGCUGGCUUGAUGGCUGAAAGUAACCUGACAAACAUAGGACAAGACAUCAUUCUUGCUGGCUUAGUGUUACAGAUUAUCACCUUCGUCCUCUUCGUCGUCACCGCUGUAACUUUUGCGCGACGGAUGAGCAAAACACCAACGACCGCAGCUAUCCAGGGUAAUGUACCCUGGAAGCAGCAUCUUUACAGCCUUUACACUGUCAGUGCUAUGAUUCUGACUCGGUCAAUCUUCCGCGUGAUAGAGUACGGGUUGGGAAAUGAUGGAUACCUUCUGGGUCACGAAUGGCCCACCUACGUUUUCGACGCGGUGCCCAUGUUUUUCGCCAUGGUUUGCUUUGCCAUCUGGUAUCCAAGUGAGCUGCAGCCAUUUUUGAAAACCUCGAGCUCGGUCUGA